AUGACGACUAUGACCCACGAACAAGCAGCGCAGUCCAUCUCGUGGGGUCUUGCCAUCAAGUUAAACGGGAUGGGACUUGAAAAUGAAAUGUUCACGACCAGAGCCGCGGAAUACAAAGGAAAAGACAGGGUACAGGGGGGAGAGCUGCCUGGCUGGGACGACGACUACAAGAGAUCGGCUUGGUUCGGACAAGCAUACCAUAGGUUGACCCAAGGGUCAUCCCUCCCUGGUGACGACGGAUACUCCUGGUUUGCAGGAUUCCUAUGGAAAGAACACAGACUCUAUGGAAAGCUGAUGUGCAUACCUGAGACCAAAGUUGCUAGUAUACUACGGGAUGCUCACGACCUUGCCGGUCAUUGGAAGAAGCGAGCUACUCUCGCCAGGAUUUCGCGUUGGGUUUACUGGCCCAACCAGGCGACUGACGUGGAGGAUUACAUUAGAGGAAGAUUGGAAAAAAUGGCCUUCAGUGGUCGUAGAGGCAGGAUAUUCAGAAUCCUGAGCCAAGCUUGA
Paecilomyces variotii is the source of this 510-nucleotide messenger RNA. RefSeq lists its product as hypothetical. The record is from RefSeq and is a predicted model, not a curated record. Lineage: Eukaryota; Fungi; Ascomycota; Eurotiomycetes; Eurotiales; Thermoascaceae. The coding region runs from base 1 to 510 and encodes 169 amino acids. The transcript has a single exon.